UGGGAGACCAGAUAUAGUGAAUGCAGGGUUCCUGGGAGACCAGAUAUAGUGAAUGCAGGGUCCAGGGAGACCAGAUAUAGUGAAUGCGGGUUCUGGGAGACCAGAUAUAGUGAAUGCAGGUCCAGGGAGACCAGAUAUAGUGAAUGCAGGGUCCUGGGAGACAAUGAUAUAGUGAAUGCAGGGUCCUGGGAGACCAGAUAUAGUGAAUGCAGGGUCUGGGAGACCAGAUAUAGUGAAUGCAGGGUCCAGGGAGACCAGAUAUAGUGAAUGCAGGGUUCUUCUGGGAGACCAGAUAUAGUGAAUGCAGGGUCCAGGGAGACCAGAUAAGUGAAUGCAGGGUCCGGGGGGA
Staurois parvus is the source of this 349-nucleotide messenger RNA. NCBI's taxonomy places the organism in Eukaryota, Metazoa, Chordata, Amphibia, Anura, Ranidae. The record is from the annotation of a GenBank genome assembly.